Molecule: messenger RNA, 4959 nt
Organism: Trachymyrmex septentrionalis
Lineage: Eukaryota; Metazoa; Arthropoda; Insecta; Hymenoptera; Formicidae
Gene: Enoph
Product: enolase-phosphatase E1
Exons: 6
Coding region: 248-2401 (717 amino acids)
Molecular function (GO): magnesium ion binding; acireductone synthase activity
Source: RefSeq, a predicted model, not a curated record
AGCACUAGCAGGGCGCGGGCCACGACACGAGACGCGAGACGAGCAGAGGGGGACUCGCGAGUUCGCACGCAUAUACCGGCAGCGUAGAUUGGCGCACGGCCAACACAGCGAAUUCGUUCGCCGGCUCCCAACAAGAACGCGUCGUCGCCGACAUAUACAGCGUGAGCGCCAACCUAACCGAGGGGGAGCAUACAUAUAGAUAUAACCGCUAUUAAUCCUACGGUCGUGGGCGAGUCGGUUCGUGAAAAUGGCCGGGGAAAAGCGCAGCCAGGAUCAGGACGAGAUCUCACUCGCGAAGACGGUGCUCGUCGACAUCGAAGGCACCACCACGAGCAUCAGCUUCGUGAAGGAGACUCUCUUUCCUUACGUGCGUCAGAAUCUAAAAGACUACAUUGAGACGAAGUGGGAGGAUGAGGAGUUCAAGCAAGAUUACGAAAAGUUAAAGGAACAGGCAAAAAAGGACGAGGAAGAAAAAUUGGAAGGUUUUAUAGCAAUUACUGGCGAUAAACCCGAAGAAGAAAAAGAUUCACUUUUGAAAAAUGUUUUAUGGCAAAUGGACAACGAUCGUAAGACAGCUGCAUUAAAGCAACUACAAGGACAUAUGUGGCGUGAAGCAUAUAAAACCGGCACAGUUAAAGGACACAUUUAUGAAGAUGUUCCUAAAGCGAUUGAAUCAUGGACAAACAAUGGCCAAAAAAUAUAUGUCUAUUCAAGUGGCAGUGUUGAAGCACAGAAGCUCCUUUUUGAAUAUUCUGUACAUGGUGAUUUGCUUAAGUAUUUCAACGGUUUCUUUGACACAGAAGUUGGUGCAAAGCAAGAAAGUGACAGCUAUAAAAAUAUAUUAAGUAAAAUCAGUGAAAACUCUUCCGAUGUUGUUUUUCUUACUGAUGUUGUAAAAGAAGCCGCAGCUGCCAAGGAAGCAGGUUUAUCAACAGUAAUUGUAGUACGUGAGGGUAAUGCUCCACUGACUGAUGAAGAAAAUGUUACAUAUACAACUAUUAAGUCCUUUUUGGAUUUGACAUUUCAAUCGUCUACAAAGCGGCAAAAAAUAGAAACGACAGAUGAUAAAGUUGAUGAAGGUACAGCUGACGUUAGUGAGCCAAUGGACACUUCCGAAGAUGUAGAAAUGUCCAAUGUCAGUGAUAAAAAAGUUGAAAAAAAUGAUGCAAAAGAAGUAACUGAAUCGAUAGAAAAAGAAUGUGCAAAGGACCAACCAUCAGAAAGCACUUCAAUUUCAUCAGAACAAGUAGAAGAAUCAGGGGUAGAUGAAAAAGACAUUUCAAAUACUGAACAGAAGAUAACAGAAUCUAAUGUCAAAUCCGAGGAAAGCACAAAUGAGGAGUCAGGUUCUUCUGAAAACGCAAAAAGUGACGUGAAAGAUGAUGUCAUACUAGCCACAAAAGACAAUGAUAAAGACAUUGCAGAAAAGACUGAAGAAAAUUUAGAUACAACUGCAACUGAAAUUACCCCUGUAGCCGAUGAUUCCAUGGACGUGUCCGUACCAGAGUCUGCAUCAAAGUCUGAGACCACUAUCACGUCUUCCGAGAAAAAAAUCGAAGAUUCUACAGAUGUUACAAAAGAUACACAAGUUGAAGAUGUCGAUAAAACUGAAACGAUUGAAAGUGAUGAAAAAGCAGAUAACAUUGUACCACAAUCACAAACUUGUGACAAAAAUAUAGCAAAAAAAUCUGAAGAAUGUUUGACAGCGAAAAAAGAUGAAGUAAAGGAAGAAUCAAAGAUUGUUUCAGAUACAUCUGAAAGUGAGAAUAUUUUAGCAAAGAGCGAACAGGAAGUAACAAAAAUGGAGACAACAGUAGAUGUCACAGAAAAUGGUGAAGCUACAGAAACAACUGCGGAAAAAACUACGGUAUCGGAAGCGGUAACAGAAACGGAAGAAACAGUUACGGACGUAAGGAAAGAAGCAACCGCAUCAACUGAAGUAUCCGCAGAGAAGAAUUCAGAAAUAAUUGCAGAAUCUGAAAAAGCCGAUGAAAAGGCCCAAACAAUGGAAACAGAGACUACUGACGCUGAUAAAUGCGAGAAUGAAACUACGCAACAAGAGACAAUAAAAGAAGAGGAGACAGUGAAAGAAGAGAAUGUAGUGGAUACGAAGGACAAAACUACGGUAGAUUCGGAAAAGCAAAAACUCAAUGGAACCACACAAAACGGAAAUACGGAUGUGCCAGUGUUGGAUGAUAAAUUACAUAGUAACGGACUGAAUGAAGGGCCAUCGAAGGAGACAACGAACGAAGACGCGGCGGCGCAAAACGGUGAGCCGGAGAGUUCGUCAGAAAGUAGUGCGGAAUCCAUAAAAGUUAAAAAAGUCGUCGAUUCCGCUGUAGCCGAUGGUGCCGGAGAACCCGACGUUGUUCCUCCUGUAGUUGUAGCGGCGACGUCUUAACUUUGUUCUUAUACAGUUUAAGGAGCCCUUCAUGCAUAACCCCAAUCCACAAGUACUUAUUCGCAGGUAUAAACUGAUAUUAAUUGAAAUCCCAUGUAUACUUUAUGUAAAUCGUACUACGUCAAAAACGUAACGCGCUACUUUAAGAUGCAAUUCGUAAAUCGUUUGUUUUGGCGGCUCUAUAAAGAAAAUAGAAAAAAUAGUAUAAUACGGAAAGACGCUUCAAAUUUUUUUAAUUGUUUAGAUAUCUACAACUAUACAGCUAUUUUGAUGACAAUUUCUAUUUGUACGAUAUCAUUAAUGUUUUACGUUAAUUCUAAAAUAUCCUGCUUUUCUAUAUUGCGAAGGUUGACUUUUUAUCGUUAAUUCUUUCAUGUUUGACUUUUAUGUUUUCAAUUACUAUAAUAAUUUUUACAAAAAAGACAAUGAAUUGUUAUGAUUAAAGUUACAAAACAUUUUUAGUUGUAAUUCGCACGUGGUCGAUCUAGAAGUAAUCAAACGUGUCAUCCGCAUCAAUUACUACGUAUUCUUGAGGGGCUUUUUUCUAAUAUUACUCUACGCGACAUGUCUGACAUCUUUUUUAUACCGCCUAAACAAAACAACUACGCCUAUACAUGAAAACUGAUAGGAUAAGUAAUUUCAAAUAGAGUUGCAGUAUAUUAAAAUAUCGAUUGUAUCUGUGCCAAAUGAAUUUCACAGUUUGAAACCUUGGUUUCUUUAUUUUGUCACUUUAGUAUUUUCUUCCCUUUGAUAAUUUUAUAAAUGAUAUUAAAAGAUCUGGUCGAUGUUUUAUUUUACUGCUACAACAAUAAAACUGACUAAGAAUUAUUUUAAGACUGUAUUGGUAUCGCCUUUAACAGUUGCUGUCUUGUAGAUUAUAUCAUAGAUCUUCGUUGCGCACAGCAUAUUUAACUUUGUGAAUUGAUAAACAAUGCAUUUUAAGUCUGAAUAUUUGUAGAUACAUCGCACAAUAAGCUUCACUCAAUUACGUUAGUUUUGUUCGCGUUUUUUUUUAUGUAAGAUGAUAAAAAAUUGUUUAAUAUUAGAACUUUUUGUAUCGAUACGCUUUCUUCCAUCGUUUUGUCUGCCUAACAUGGUUCGCGUAAUGUAAUUUUCUUUUUAAUGAUUGUUGCAAUACAGAAUCGUUAAAAAUACAGCUAACGUCGCGAAACAAUGGUCAAGGAGCCUAAAAGAGUGUAUUUUAGCUAAUGUAUUCUACAAUUUUGUGAUUUAAUCCGUAAGCUACUGAGUUUUAGAGACGAAUGGCUCUAUAUGGUUACCUAAUUAAACUGAUUCAAUAAUGACAAUUCAAAAAAGUCAUGUAGCCAAUUGGAUCCAUUCUCUUCUAUAUUUAAUUACAUAAUUUAGAAGCAUUCGCGGAAAAGCAUAUCGAUUCGUAGAUUUACUCUGUCAUUCCUAUAAAUUAAUAUUUUGUUACAGUCUACAUGUGCAGAAUGCAUUUAUAUUAUCGCUUUACAAUUAAUCUUAGCAAAUUUAAUGCAUUACUCUGCACUAAAAUGCUUUAAAAACUGCUAUACAUAAAAAUCUCCAAGAGUGUGUAGUAGUUUUUUGGUAUGCACUUUCAUGUAUGUGUACUUACUUGCACAUGAAAUUGCGAUAGAUAAAUAAAUGAUAGUAAAGAUACUUUGUAUCAGCUAGCCAUUUAAAUUAUGGAUGCAAAGCGAUAAUGUAGAUAUAUUAUAUGUAGACUAUUGCUCAUUUUUGUGAUGCUCAACAUGAUUUUAAAACGUAUAUGGAAUCAAUAUUAGAAAAUAAUAAUAGCAGUUAAAGUGAGAUCGUGCUUUCGGCAGAAAAUGAAUUACUAUUAUUUUUACUGUUAUUCGUUAUGUCCAUUCCUAUUAAAUUGACUGUGAUUUAUGAAUAUUGAUAGACAUAGGUUGCUCGAAACAAUGUUAUCAAUACGCGAAAACGAUCGUCUUUGUGAGGUGAUAUUCCAUUGCGAUUAUUUUUAUUCAGAUUUAGUGUGUCCGCGUCUAGUCGAAAUCAGUCAAGAAGUGGCGGAGACUUCUAUAGAUCGAUAGACGAUUUCGCAUUGUUUGCUUUACAUUACGUUCACCGACUAUGCUAGGGAGACGCGAUAAGACGAAAGAAACGCGAGUCUCAUACGUCUACGAUAGUGCACGUAUAACAAAAGCGAACACAGAACCAGAGAGUAAGCACUUGAUAUUUUAUGGUAUAUUUUACUCUUGAUACACCUCGCAUAUUUUAUUUAUAAGUUGUCUUCUCGAAGAGAUGGAUGUUUCGAUACUUGCGACGGAUUGUAUUAUUUUCGUCAUAUCACUCGAAGUAAUCAAGACAAAAGCAAACUCCCAUGCUUUUUAUUAUGUUCAUUAUGUGGCACCAAUAGUUUAAAAUUAGCGAUCGAAUCAUUUUUUAUACCUAUGAUGGCACAGAUAAAUGACUCAAUCACUUAUCUAUACCAUCGAAUGUAUACACGUCCUUAUAACGAUUUUAAAAUUGAUAUAGCGAGAAUGGCAAGUGUUAUGUCCUAUGAUCGUAUAAGUUGACUAAUAAAUCGAAUGGCGGAAAAAAAAAGA